AUGGGACUCCUUGAUUCCCACCUGGAGCAGAUCUCACUCUCCUCGAGUGCAAUUUCUGAUUUACCAUUCCCUCCACCCCGCAUCUUCACCAACGCGUUGCUCGGUUCCCAUGACAUUACUUCCUUGAUUCGGGAUACCGAGGCUCACGAGAGAGCAUUAUUUCAGGUCGACCCAGCCGCCAAAGCUCAAAAGUCGCAAAGGCGCGCCACUCGACGCGGAACCACAUUUUCCACAGAAUCCGAAAAUGAAUCCAUGGCGAGCCGGAUCUACUCCGCGCGGAACAAUCGCAACCAGUCUGCUGUUGCUCGAGUUCUAGGAGCUGAUAUGAUGGAUGAGAUAAAGCGAUCGGCGGGCACAUCUUCUCGUGGACGUGGCGAGGUCAAUGUUGAAGUCCUACUUCGCGGCGCGGAGAUUCUGUGCAAUGUCUAUCCCGUUUCAGGUGCUCAAGAAAAGAUUGCCAACUUGCGCUAUCGUCAUGGAGUGAUUGCCGAUUCCGUCGCCCAGCUGGAGAAUCGCGUCGCCACCAACACAGCAGAGCUCGAGCAAAUGCGCCAUUCCUACGACGAUGACGAUGAUGAUUUCUCGCCCCCUCCCGUCUCGCAGCCAGGUAUCUCAGAAGUUACCGACAAGGAGAUCGAGCGAGAGAUGGCCGAGAUUGCAGAGCUGGAACGGAAAAAACGCGCUUUGGAGGCUCGCGUCACCGGCAUGGAUCGAGAUCUCGGCGGUCUAAUGGGCUAA
Molecule: messenger RNA, 738 nt
Organism: Penicillium waksmanii
Lineage: Eukaryota; Fungi; Ascomycota; Eurotiomycetes; Eurotiales; Aspergillaceae
Exons: 3
Coding region: 1-738 (245 amino acids)
Biological process (GO): attachment of spindle microtubules to kinetochore
Cellular component (GO): DASH complex; spindle microtubule
Source: RefSeq, a predicted model, not a curated record